AUGUCGUUUGGUGGUAAGAAAUUUCGGUCGAGGAGACAGCAAUUAGCGUACGAGGCAUCUUUGGCAGGCCGGUACCAGAAACUGAUGAAGAAGAAUCCGUUCCUGUAUUUUGGAGUGCCCUUCUGUGGGAUGAUAGUGCUGGGAUCUUACUGGCUUGCAGGAUUUACAGAGGUCAAGUAUGAGCGUGAAGACAGGAGGAUCAAUGAAAUGAACGAGGAGGAUCUGUUGAAGAUAAAGAAAAACCAAAGGAAGUUCGACAUCAAGGACGAAUACUAUCGCUUGCAAGGGCUAGCGGAGGAAGAUUGGGAACCAAUACGUGUUACAAGAUUGGAAGGUGAGUCCGAGAACGUGUGGGAUACAAGCCCGAAGAGUUGA
This is a messenger RNA of Huiozyma naganishii CBS 8797, 375 nucleotides long. It is a transcript of the gene COX16, whose product is annotated as Cox16p. NCBI's taxonomy places the organism in Eukaryota, Fungi, Ascomycota, Saccharomycetes, Saccharomycetales, Saccharomycetaceae. Gene Ontology annotation, biological process: mitochondrial respiratory chain complex IV assembly. The transcript has a single exon. The coding region runs from base 1 to 375 and encodes 124 amino acids. Gene Ontology annotation, cellular component: mitochondrial inner membrane. The record is from RefSeq and is a predicted model, not a curated record.